Nematolebias whitei (Rio pearlfish) is the source of this 2661-nucleotide messenger RNA. It is a transcript of the gene parga, whose product is annotated as poly (ADP-ribose) glycohydrolase a. The transcript is spliced from 18 exons. The record is from RefSeq and is a predicted model, not a curated record. The coding region runs from base 177 to 2474 and encodes 765 amino acids. Gene Ontology annotation, cellular component: cytoplasm; nucleus. NCBI's taxonomy places the organism in Eukaryota, Metazoa, Chordata, Actinopteri, Cyprinodontiformes, Rivulidae. Gene Ontology annotation, biological process: carbohydrate metabolic process; ATP generation from poly-ADP-D-ribose; regulation of DNA repair. Gene Ontology annotation, molecular function: poly(ADP-ribose) glycohydrolase activity.
UCUUCCGCUGCUAAUGAAAGUUAAUCAAUAUUUGAACGGUAGCAUUUAGCAUGAUGCAGUUUCUGUUUAGAAAUAUUAACAUGAUAGUGUAAUGCGUCACUCUCGGACGUCUCACGCAAAGAGGGACAUCAGUUAACUUGGAUUCAAAUUUUAUCACCUGUCAAAGAUACACAACUAUGGAUUCUCAAAGAAGUUUGGCUGAUGAAGUCAAGCCAGAGGAUUUGAGCAGUGAUGCUUCCCAAACAAAUGAAAAUGUGGAUCUUUUUUGUGCAACGCAAAUGUCUAACAAACCAGAAGACCACCCACCAACUGAAGACAUGUCCAAUAGCUUAGCUUCUCAGAAUUCAAUGGAUUGUGAGCCCCCAUGUGAACUGGAUGAGUCUGUUCUUGGAGACAACAGAAUUAAUCCAGCUGUAACCCCCAGCUCUAAUGGCCAGAAAUCUAGGAGACCUGAUUCACCCGGGUCUCCUCACCCAGUUAAAGCAACCUGCCUUGGUGCAUGUUCUGCAAAUCCAAAACUCACCCUUUGUCUUAGUGUUAGUUCUAGGAAAGUUGAAGGUACACCUAGUGACAUAAAGGUGCUGAGCCCCGACAGUCCAGUAUGUAAAAACACAUUUAGCAACAGCUCUACAGACAUACUUGAUGCUGAAAGCCCGUGCACAGAAGACACUGACUUUGCAAAGGCUCAGGUAGUGGAAUCUCAGCAGGUUGUCAAAGAUUCUGACUCUGGAAGUUUGGCCAAAGAAGGAGUUCAUCCUAUGGCUGUAAACACUGAAGGUGAGGAUGUUGAGAUGAUUGAGUGCGGUACCUCAUCUAAGAUGAGUACUAGUCAAGACCUAAAGGAACACCAGACGGAUGCAAGCUUCAAACGAGUUUCUUUCCCAAUGCAGAACUUUGACAAAAGAUGGUUGGGGACACCCAUAGAUGAGCUCAACAGACUACCGCAGUGUGCUCCCCCUUUGUCUCCCCUGAAAGCAACGCCUAAUCACUCCGUCACAAUCAGGACAGAUCUCCUCAGAGAGGGAGAGGUCCCCGUCCCGUACCCCUCAAAGUUCAGAGAUGCAUGGGAUGAAGGGUCAGUGAAGAUGCCCUGCUCUGAGAAGAAUCUGUUUCCUGUGGAGACCGAGGAUGGUGGUGUUCAAAGUCGGUGGGAGCUAAUCCGAAAUGCCUUGCAGAGAGGCUUCAAAAGUUGCCUGGAUGUGAGGGAUGCAAUACUGAGGUACCACACGACCCAUGCAAAGAAAUGGGACUUCACUGCCUUGAACCUUCUUUGCACAGAGUAUCUUGAGCACUGUGAGGUACAGCACCUAUUUGACAAUGUACUACCGGCUUUGGUGGACCUGGCUUUGAGUGCUCCUCGCCUCUGCACAAUGCCAAUCCCUUUACUCAAGUCGGGCAUGAACCAUUCCCUGACUCUGUCUCAGGAGCAAAUAGCCUGUCUUUUGGCCAACGCCUUCUUCUGCACAUUCCCACGACGCAACUCCCGCAAGUCGGAGUAUUGCAAUUACCCUGAGAUCAACUUCUACAGGUUAUUUGAAGAUUCCUCAACCAGAAAAAUUGAGAAGUUGAAAACUCUGUUGUGUUACUUCAGAAGAGUAACUCAGACUAGACCCUGUGGUCUUGUUACAUUCACAAGACAAACUCUUAACCAUCCAGCGAACUGGGAAAGUUCUCGGACUCAGCUGACUCGUCUGCAUAUCACUUGUGAGGGGACAAUUGAAAAUGAAGGGUACGGGAUGUUGCAGGUGGACUUUGCAAACAGGUUUGUAGGUGGUGGAGUUACAGGACAUGGACUGGUCCAGGAAGAAAUCAGGUUCCUCAUCAACCCGGAACUUAUUGUGUCUCGCCUUUUUACUGAAGCUCUGGAAUACAAUGAAUGCCUCAUCAUCACAGGAACCGAACAGUACAGCAAAUAUACUGGUUACGCAGAAAGUUACAAAUGGAAGGCGAGCUACGAAGAUGAGACGCCCAGAGAUGACUGGCAGAGAAAAUGUACAGAAAUCGUGGCCAUUGAUGCUCUUAGAUACAGACACUUUCUGGAGCAGUUUCUUCCUGAAAAGAUAACCAGAGAACUCGACAAGGCAUACUGUGGAUUCUAUCGAAAUAAUGCCAACAUGAAACAUCUCUCUGCUAUAGCCACAGGGAACUGGGGUUGCGGCGCUUUUGGUGGAGACACACGACUCAAAGCACUGAUUCAGUUGAUGGCUGCUGCAGAAGCUGGGAGAGACGUUGCAUACUUCACAUUUGGAGAUGCUCAGCUUAUGAGAGAUGUUCAUGAAGUUCACAUUUUCCUCACUGAGAGACAAGUCACCGUAGGCCAGCUGUACAGUCUUCUGAACCAGUACUUUGACGACGUGUGCAAGAACUGCCACAUGAGUCGACCGCACGUCAGCCUCUACGAUUUCAUCUACACAAAAGUCUCUUCGCUUGCUCUGAAUCCUGGGACGUCACCUGUCAUGGCAGACUCUCACUAACAGGAAAACAACACAAACCUUGUUUCACUUUCUGCCUCGAUAAGAGAGAUUCCAGGUUCACAAACUUUAAUGCGCUUAAAAUCACUUUUCACACACACACAAUCCCUUUAAGUUUGUAGUCCCAACACACAAACUACCAAAGCAGGGUUUUGCCUUUUAAAACUGACUGUAUUACAGGAGCCUCAUA